AUGUUUCGCGAUCUCUUGACAACAGAAAAAUACUCGGUUGUGGUGCGCAAGGAGAACUUCGUGGUUUUCACCCAAACCGACAAGAAAAUAUACUCACCUGGUCAGACCGUAAAAUACAGGGUAAUCGUAAUGAGGACCGACUUCUCUCUUUACGACGGGUUCUGCGAUGUUACUCUCAUCAGCGCGGAAGGGAUUCAAAUAAACAAGAAAGAAAACGCGGCGCUCGUGAAAGGCUUCAGCCAAGGCGAGUUCGAGCUGGUCGACUCGGCCACGCAUGGACAGUGGAAGAUAAAAGUCGCGCUGGACGGGUAUCGUCAAACGUACGUAACUGUAUUCGACAUCGAGGAAUACCACCUUCCCAAAUUCGACAUCACAUUUGACAUGCCCGACGUAGUUCGUGCAGACUCAGCAUCGGAAUAA
This is a messenger RNA of Oikopleura dioica, 420 nucleotides long. Lineage: Eukaryota; Metazoa; Chordata; Appendicularia; Copelata; Oikopleuridae. The record is from the annotation of a GenBank genome assembly.